Labeo rohita (rohu) is the source of this 9141-nucleotide messenger RNA. It is a transcript of the gene col22a1, whose product is annotated as collagen, type XXII, alpha 1. The transcript has 65 exons. Lineage: Eukaryota; Metazoa; Chordata; Actinopteri; Cypriniformes; Cyprinidae. The record is from RefSeq and is a predicted model, not a curated record. Bases 237 to 5105 code for a protein of 1622 amino acids.
AACACUGUGCUCCUCACUGCAGGAUUACUGUGUGAGUGCCAUCACACCUGUGUGACCUUACCUGGAGCUUUAUUUCUAGGAGGAUGCUGCUUUGAAACUUCAGGUGUCUGUGAGGUGUGCUUCAGGAGGAGGUUGAAGAAGAUCUUCUUAUUCCUACGGAUUGACAGCACAGGAGCAGCAAGUUGAUGAUUAUCGCACCUUAGCGGGAAUAUCAGCAAACAACAGCGGAGAAGGAGAUGAAGUUUCGAUUUGGGCUCAGGAUCUCUUUGGUCCUGACAAUACUGGCACUGACUCUGUACGGAGGCAGUGUUGAAGGACAAAGGGCAGGUUGCAAGAAUGUCCACUAUGAUCUUGUAUUCAUCCUGGACACCUCUUCCAGUGUGGGCAAGGACAACUUUGAGAAGAUCCGGCAGUGGGUGGCAAACCUGGUGGAAUCUUUUGACGUAGGUGCAGAGAAGACGCGUGUGGCCGUGGUUCGCUACAGUGACCGUCCCACCGCCGAAUUCAACCUGGGCAGGUACAAAACCCUUGAGGAGGUCAAGCGUGCUGCUGGGAACAUCCGCUACCUGGGUGGGAACACCAAGACUGGAGACGCCAUCAGCUUCACUACCACCAACAUCUUCACAGAGAAGGCAGGGGCGAGGCCUGCCACAAAGGGCAUUCAGAAAGUGGCGAUCUUGCUAACGGAUGGCAGGAGUCAGGAUUAUGUUUUGGAGCCAUCGAUUGCUGCAGCGGCUGCUGGAAUCAGGCUGUUCGCCGUAGGAAUUGGGGAAGCCCUGAGGGAGGAGCUGGAGGAGAUUGCGGCGGAGCCCAAAAGCGCUCAUGUGUUCCAUGUGACGGACUUUGACGCCAUUGACAAGAUCAGGGGCAGGCUAAGGAGGAGACUCUGUGAGAAUGUCCUGUGUCCAAAUAUGAAAGUCCAGGCAGGCCGUUUCAGGCCAAACAGCACCAGUGAUGGAUUGACGGAGGUCCCAGGAUUUGAUUUGAUGGAGUACUUCAAUGUUAGAGAUUUUCUUGGAGAAAAAUUUGAGCCAGGUCAGACCCCCUACGUCCGGCUCGGUACCAUGCCCAUCGUCCAACAAACAGAAGAUGUGUUACCUCAGGGUCUGCCUGAUGAAUAUGCCUUUGUGACCACAUUUAAGUUCAGGAAAACCUCUCGUAAAGAAGACUGGUACCUGUGGCAGGUCUAUGACAAAUACGGCAUCCCGCAGGUUUCCAUCCGUCUGGACGGGGAGAACAAGGCGGUGGAGUACAACGCUGUGGGCCUGACGAAGGACGCAGUCCGAGCCGUCUUUAAGAACCCAGAGGUGGAGAAUCUGUUUGAUCGUAACUGGCAUAAGAUCGGCAUGAGGGUGGACUCCAAGUCUGUGUCCCUGUUCCUGGACUGCAAGCACAUUGACACGCUGCCCAUAGAAGAAAGAGAAGACAUCGACAUUCAGGGAAAGACUGUCAUCGGCAAGAGACUCUACGACAGCGUUCCCAUUGAUUUUGACCUCCAGAGGAUGGUGAUCUACUGCGAUGGUAAACAGUCUGAGCAAGAGACAUGUUGUGAUAUUCCUGGUGGCCUGUGUGAACAGUCUCUGGUAACUGAGGCCCCCCCACUCCCACUGCCCACUCCAAAACCAACAAGCGCUGAGCAGAAGAAACCAGCUGCGGCCAACUGCUCCUGUCCUGCAGGGGAAAGGGGUGAGACAGGUCUACCGGGUGCCACGGGGCCCAAGGGUGAAAAGGGGGAUCCUGGUCUUAAAGGGGCAGAAGGACCACCAGGACCUAAAGGGCAGAAAGGAGAACGUGGCCAGGCUAUCUCUAUCAAAGGUGAUAGAGGAGAAAAGGGGGACAGCGGCGAGCGUGGUGAACCUGGAGCCAGAGGUGAAAGAGGAGAAAGAGGAUCAAAUGGUUUACCUGGUCUGGCUGGGAAAAAAGGCGAUAGAGGAGAGAGAGGUGAACAAGGAGUUUCAGGUGAAGCUGGGUUACCUGGACCUCUCGGACCAAAGGGUAUCCAAGGUGAUGCUGGUCUACCUGGAUCACCGGGUCCUCAAGGGGUGUCUGGUGUCGCUGGAGUUAAAGGAGACAAAGGAGCUUCUGGAGAAAGGGGUGAACCAGGUUUAGAUGGGUUUCCAGGGAAACCGGGUGUUCCAGGAAAAGACGGUCCUAGGGGGCUGAUUGGUGCUCCUGGUGCAAGUGGAGUCAAAGGAGAAAAGGGUGAACGAGGUCCUGCUGGAUUGCCUGGCGAUGCGGUUCAGCUGGCAGGACUCAAGGGGGAGACUGGCGCCCCUGGUGUACGAGGACCCCCAGGAGCGGACGGUCCCUCUGGACCUCCUGGCCCACUUGGACCUCAAGGUUUGCCCGGUGAGCCGGGUGAGAACGGACCAAGGGGUAAAAAAGGUGAAUCAGGAUUGCCAGGAGUCGAUGGUCUUCCAGGACCACCUGGUCCUCAGGGGCCUCCUGGGCCUCCUGGCAGCCCUGGAGCAACAGGACCUCCAGGAUUACCAGGUGAAAUCGGUUUCGCAGGAAAACCAGGUGAAGCAGGAAAACCAGGCCUGCCAGGAAAGGAUGGAUUGGAUGGUGAACCUGGAAACGACGGCGAGAAGGGGCAAAGAGGAGAACCCGGACAGGAUGGCUUUCCUGGUAAACCAGGGCCGAAGGGAGAUGAAGGCCCACCAGGACCACGAGGACCUCCUGGUGAACGGGGAGUGCCUGGUUUGCCUGGAGAGCUCGGCCCAGUGGGACCCAAAGGAGAGAGAGGAAGCCAAGGUGAGAGAGGAAAAGAUGGACUUGCUGGCUUGAAAGGAGAGAAAGGAGACAAGGGCGAGAUUGGCCCCAGGGGUCCAGCCGGGGUUCCAGGCAACGUGGCCAAUGUGAUUCCUGAACCUGGUGAACCAGGUAAGCCGGGAGAAAAGGGAGAGAAAGGAGAUCAAGGAAAACCAGGCGAGAUGGGUCAAAGAGGACUUCCCGGAGAGCAGGGAUUCAGAGGGCAACAAGGACCUGCGGGCCCUAAGGGCGAUGCUGGUGAAAAAGGAGAGGCAGGGAGACACGGAGACCCAGGUCCGCCUGGAUUGACAGGCCCUCAGGGGCUCCGAGGGCUCCCAGGCAAUGUGGGUAUUCCAGGCAGUAUCGGUCCACCUGGUAUUGCUGGACAGAGAGGAGAGAAGGGAGAUGCUGGUAAAGACGGUCCCUCUGGACCCCCUGGCCCAGCCGGUGAGCCUGGUUUAAGAGGAGAAAUCGGUUUGCCAGGAAAAGGCAAAGAGGGACCAAAGGGUGAUUCUGGACCUCCAGGUCCACCUGGACCUCCCGGCCUGAAGGGUUUACCUGGUCCACAGGGAAUGCAAGGGAUGCCAGGAAACAGAGGACCACCAGGAGAGGGAACCACUGGACCCGAGGGGCCUCCCGGACAAACAGGGCCACCAGGACCAGCGGGUUUGAGAGGACCUCCAGGAGUAAGUGGACCACAGGGACCCGCUGGACACAAUGGUUUACCAGGAAGACCCGGAGAGAAGGGCUCCCCUGGAGAACCAGGAAAGGCUGCAGACAUUUCUGAUCUGAACCUGAAGGACAUUUGUUCAGAUUGCCCCCCUGGACCUGCUGGACAACCGGGUAUGCCAGGACCUCCAGGUGAAAAAGGUCUUACUGGACCACCUGGGACAAGCGGACAGGAUGGAUAUGUGGGUCCUCCUGGACCAACAGGGCCUGCAGGACCACCAGGUGCUGAUGGAGCCAAGGGGAUCAAAGGUGACAGAGGUCCUGUAGGAGCACCUGGAGAUAAAGGUGAAAAGGGCCCCCCAGGACCUCCUGGUUAUCCAGGGGCAGCAGGAGCUAUGGGUCAACCUGGUAAUGAUGGAAACCCUGGACCUGUUGGACCACCUGGAUCUCCUGGAGAAAAGGGUAAAGAAGGUCUUCAGGGAAUUCAGGGACCACCAGGUCUUCCAGGUUUAAUGGGCUUGAUGGGUAAAGCCGGAAAGGAUGGAAGACCAGGAGAAACAGGAGAGCCGGGUAAACCGGGAGAGCCAGGAUCACCAGGAAGAGACGGGCUCAGAGGAAUGCCUGGUUUCAAAGGUCACAGAGGGGAACCAGGACCACCAGGGUCAAAGGGUGAAGAUGGGAAACAGGGUGUUCCUGGGCGUGAGGGUCCAGCCGGGAAAGACGGUAACUCCGGACCACCAGGGCCAGAGGGCAUGAGAGGACCACGAGGAGAACCCGGUCAGCCUGGAGAACCAGGACCAACAGGCAAGCCUGGAUCUCAGGGAAAUCCUGGUCAGCCAGGACACAAAGGUGAAACAGGGAGUCCAGGAUUACCCGGCUUCCCAGGUCCAAAAGGUCCAUCGGGUUCGCCUGGUCCAAUUGGCCCGGAGGGCAAACAAGGCAUGUAUGGAAAACCAGGAGACAGAGGACAGAAGGGAGAAAAGGGUGAUAAUGGAAUAAAAGGAGACAAAGGACCUGUUGGGGAUCCAGGCAUUCCGGGUAACCCCGGGCCUCCCGGCAGAAAGGGUCACACAGGAAUGAUGGGCAUGUCCGGACCCCCAGGGGAAGUGGGUCCUCCUGGAUCCCCUGGUUCUCCAGGACAGCCAGGUCUCCCAGGUCUCAGAGGUGAGACGCCAUCAAUGGAACAAAUGCGGCGGCUCAUUCAAGAGGAACUCUCCAAACAGUUGGAUGCUAAGUUAGCUUACCUCAUGGCUCAAAUGCAGCCCGCACAUAUCAAGAGUUCAGUUGGCCGUCCCGGUCCACCUGGUCUGCCAGGUAAAGAUGGACCUCCUGGCCGACAGGGUCCACCUGGAGAGCCUGGAAUACCUGGACAAAAUGGAGCAGAAGGAUCUAGAGGUCCAGUUGGUCCUAAAGGUGAACGAGGUGCAAGAGGCGAAAAGGGAGAGGAUGGUGUUGGACAGAGAGGAGAGCCUGGUCCAGUUGGUCCCAUGGGUCCUGCAGGUAUGCCGGGAUACGGAAAAGAUGGUCUUCCUGGAGCUGCAGGCGCUCAGGGAGAGCCUGGUAAUCCUGGUCCACACGGUCAGCCCGGACCUCCUGGACCGCCAGGGCAGUGUGACCCCUCACAAUGUGCCUACUACGCCAGUCUGGCAUCAAGACCUCACACCAAAAACGUCAAGGGGACUUAAUACACCUAUUUAUGAACUUGGACAUUCAGUAAGCCAAGAACAUGUUCUUUAACAUCAGGAGAACUACAGAGUCUGAGGGGUGAGUGAAUGUGUGUGUGUGUGUGUGUUUAUAUGUGUGUGUUUGUCAUAGGCUUUUCACUACAGCUAAUAUGUUCUUGAACCCAGAGUGAAGGCCAGUUUUAUUCCUGGGUUAAGCAACGUUUCACACUUUAGUUUUGAAAAGGUGUUAGCAUGUAGCAUUAGCACUUUUAACUCUGGGUUAUGAAGUCUAGCUCGAGCAGGAGUGACACUGAAUAGUGGUCCUAAAUGUAUAAAAAGUUGAAAUAAUGCUAUGCAAGACUUAAUGGAAAUUUGUUGAGAUACCCUACAGCUAGGAAAAAUGAUAAUCAAUAAAAAAUAAAUAAUAUAUAAAAUAUAUGUAUAAUUUUUUCCUGAUUGCCAGACUUUAAGAAAUCCUGGAAUUUUUGUUCUACAGUAAGUAUACAAAUUUUAAAUAAACUUUUUUAAUUAAUUGAAUUAAAAUUUUGUCAUUAAAUUUAGUUUUUUUUUUUAUUUAAUUUUUUUUUUUUUUUAGAUUUUUCCCCUGGUUCACAAAUUGUUCAGAAUUAUUCAUAAAUUAAGUUCACAUUUAAUAAAAAUCCUUGUCCAUUAAUCACAGAGUGCUUAAACUAUGAAGUGUAUUAUUUUUUUAGUUUCAGUGUCUGAAAGAUAGUUAAACUUGCUAAAAGUUUAAUAUUAAAAUAAUGUGUACUGUACUUGCCCAAUCAAAGUAUUUUAACCUCAUAUAUUAGUGCUGUCAAAUGAUUAAUCGCAAUUAAUUGCAUCCAAAAUAUUUUUUGUUUACAUAUGUGUGUACUGUGUAUAUUUAUUAUGUAUGUACACACACAUACAGUAUAUAUUUUGAAAAUAAUUUACAUGUGUAUAUUUAUAUAAUCGAUAUUACAUAUAAAUAUUUUUAUUAGGGCUGUCAUCACGCGAUUAAUCGCAUACAAAAUAAAGAGUUUGCCUAAUAUAUGUGUGUGUACUGUGUGUAAUUAUUAUGUAUACAUAAAUACACACAAAUGAAUGCAUAUAUUUAAGAGAAAUGUUAUUUAUGUACAAAACAGUUUUAUUUAUAUAUAAUAAUAAUUACACACAGUACACACACAUAUAUCAGGCAAACUCAGACUUUUAUUUUGUAUGCAAUUAAUCAUGAUUAAUCGUUUAACAGUCCUGAAUUUUUAAUAUAUAAACAUAACAUUUUUCCUGAAUAUAUACAUGCAUGUGUGUAUAUUUACAUAUAUAUAUAUAUAUAUAUAUAUACACAGUACACACACACACACACAUAUAUAUAUAUAUGUAAACAAUAACUUUUAUUUUGGAUGCGAUUAAUCGCGAUUAAUUGCUUGAGAGCACUAAUAUAUAUACAAAUAAAAACGUUAACCCAGAUUUUACUAAUGUAGAAUGUUAAACCUCUACAAACCGAUUACCCAGGAUUGACUGCUAAACCACUAUAGUGUGAAUCUUACUAACCCAGGGUUAAAAAUGGCCCUUGGUUAACAGUUUUAAGUGUGAAAAGCCCACUAGUGUCCUGCCGGUCAGAGUUGGUUAUGAUUUUUUUUUUUAUUAUUAUUAGAGGAGGGGUGGGUGAGUAGUUAGUAAGAUUAAGCUCAACGUCAAGCUCACUUGUACAAGGUUAUUUACUUGUGUAACAGGAUGAGAAUUUGUGUUAUAAAAGAAAGACAUUCACUACCCCGACCGUGAUCUGAUGAUGACAAUCGAGGUUGUGCUGCCCACAUGGCGUUUACUGAGAUCAUCGAUCGGUAAUCGCAGAGUCAAUCCAUUGUUAGCGAUGUCUGUAGCAGGUCAGGAUGUUCUUUUAAAGUCUGUCUAAAUUGUCUACUUGAGUUUUAUUGAUGAAACACUCCGUUGCUCUGGGAAAAAACACAGUGGGAUGCUUUUCCACGCAUCAAUAGGAUACCUCAAUAAGGAUCAUUAGAGGUCCUGGAGGUGAUGGAGAAAUGCAUUUCUGCUCUUUUUAGUCUUUUUUUGUAAAAUACAUCUCUUUUGUAGCUAUGCAUCUGGCUGUUUUUUCAUUUUGGAUCAUGUGAUGACUGAAGGCAGCUGCUCAGUUUAGUGCCUGUUUAACACGGGUGGUUUGUCAUAAAAACAAUUACCCGAAAAAGGCUGUCGCUGCAUAAAUACACGACUGACGCCUCUUAUAAUGCAUUUGUAAUAGUUUUGUGUAGCACUCUUCUUCAAACACCAUUGCCUUUGUCAUUAUGAAGGUUCGGGAACACCAAGUCCUAGUUAAAGCAGUACUAUCGCUUGUGUCGCUAAAGCGUUCAGAUGGAUCGAUCCUGCAGAUUGCUCCCCUGUGAGCCAAUUAAAGCUGUUGAAAGAGAAAAGACUGCUUCAAAAUGAACUCUUUUCUUUAGCCCACAAACCGGGAUGCAAUUCAUCUUCAAUUGACAAGCAUUGUAACUUCAGUGAGGUCAAGAAUAGAUUGAUGUCAGAAGGCUUUUGAGCGUUUAGUUGUUUUUGAGUGUGCUUGACUGAAAUUGUAGUAUCUAAAAGAAUCUUUUCAGCCUUGUUGCCACAAUGUUUUUUUUCUUUAAGAUCUGUUAUUUGUUUUCCCUUGAAAUCAUGAUAUCCUUGAAAAGAAUUUUCAGUAUUAUUGCAUAAGUUUUUUAAUUAAAUAACUCUAACCACUUCUUUGUGGAAUUUCAUCAGGUUCUUUUCUUUUUUUUUUUUGGAAUGGAAAAAGCUAAUACUUUUUAUUUUAUUUUAUUAUUUUAUUUUACUUUUUAUUUUAUUUUAUUUUAUUAUUUUAGUUAUAUAUUUUAUUUGACUUAUUUUAUUUUUAUUUUAUUAUUUUAUUUGACUUUAUUAUUUGACUUUUAUAUUUUAUUUUACUUUAUUAUUUUAGUUUUAUAUUUCACUUUCUUAUUUUAAUUUAUAUUACUUUUUAUUUUAUUUUAUUUUAUUAUUUUAUUUUACUUUUUUAUUUUAUUAUUUCACUUUUUAUUUUAUUAUUUUAUUUUACAUCAUUGGUCUAGUUUUAUAUUUUAUUUUAUUUUAUUUUAUUAUUCUAGUUUAAUAAUAAAGUAAAAUAAAAUAUAAAACUAGACCAAUGACGUAAAAUAAAAUAAUAUAAAACUAUUUCUUUUUUUUAUUUUACUUUAUUGUUUUAUUCUAUCCCUAUACUUACCUGAUAGAUAGGUGUCUCUAUCAGGAUAGAUUUCUUUUUUUUUUUUUUUUCUUUUUAAGCCUUUUUUCUGUUAUGUUCAUGUUGGCUGUCUUUGCAGUGCAAGGUUUUAGAGAUAGGUCAUGUGUUGAAUUUAAAAAUUGCCAAAAUGGCUGAAAUAACUUAAGCAUCAUCAGUAGAUAAGAAAGAUUUAAAUAUCAAUUUUAAUGCAAAAACCAGAUGUGAUCCUGUACAGGCUCGUUGUUUACCUUCUUAUUUAAUCACAAUGAUAAAGCUCUUAGUAAUUAGUAUUAUAUACACACUUGAUUAAAAAAAAGACUUCAGAUUUUUUUUAUUGUUUGUCCAUCUUUGCCCUGCCUUCAAGCGUCACAUUCAAGAGAUGAUGUUUUGGUGAUGUAUUUUGAAAAGCUGAGCUUAUUACUGAUGCAAAUUUAUGUAAAUGAAUGGUGCUGCUUAUUUUUUUCGACGCAAGCCAAAGAAGUACUCGCUAUCAGCAUUGCUAUCAUGUUCUCCUCCACUUUAUUCAAAUAUAGUUGCUUUUUGACUUUGUAUCCUCCUGUUAGUUUGGCUUCUUCUAGCCGAUAAUGACUGUAUUUGUUUUUCCAUAUCAAUUUGCAUUAAAUUAUUCUAAUGAACUACAGGUGCAGGUGAUGUAAAAUAGUAUAAUUUAUGCAUGGUAUAAUCUACUUGUUAAUACUGAUUCUCUGGUGCUACAGUUAAUCUUAAUUAGGUUGAUGUAUGAUGUGUAUGUGUGUGGGAGAGCAUGUGUGUUAAUAAAGACUGGAUCAGGUCCAUUUUCUAGGACUGGGCUGUUAUUGUGGAAAAACAAACAAACAAACAAACAAACAA